AUGGAGAAUAAUGAGCAUCUCCUUGCAGAUGCCAUCAUGGUGGCUUCCACUACCAUCGGCAAGUUGGACGGCGGCUUGCUCAAGAAGAAGUUGGAUGAGGCAUUGUCCGACAUGGAGCGCUUCGCCCAGAAGUACAAGCGUGCCUUCGCAAUCGCGAAGGUCAGCCCGCCUCCGGACAUGAUGAUGCAGCUGCUGUCCCAGCGGCGAACAGGCGUGCAGAGCAUUGCGUGCCUAUGCGCAGAAGGACUGCUGUGGCAUGCUUUCAAGCACGAGAAUAAGAAGGUUGCGAUGGCCAUUGUGAACUCCGUGUUGGAAGAGCUUGCGGCAGGGGUUCUCAAGGAAGCUUUGAUUCACCCAGCCUUUGUCAAAAAGGCUAGGGACAUGCAAGCUUGA
Symbiodinium sp. CCMP2592 is the source of this 393-nucleotide messenger RNA. NCBI's taxonomy places the organism in Eukaryota, Dinophyceae, Suessiales, Symbiodiniaceae. The record is from the annotation of a GenBank genome assembly.